Messenger RNA from Trichoderma harzianum CBS 226.95, 1335 nucleotides. RefSeq lists its product as hypothetical. NCBI's taxonomy places the organism in Eukaryota, Fungi, Ascomycota, Sordariomycetes, Hypocreales, Hypocreaceae. The record is from RefSeq and is a predicted model, not a curated record. Gene Ontology annotation, molecular function: inositol phosphoceramide synthase activity. Gene Ontology annotation, biological process: sphingolipid biosynthetic process; inositol phosphoceramide metabolic process. Bases 117 to 1148 code for a protein of 343 amino acids. The transcript is spliced from 3 exons. Gene Ontology annotation, cellular component: inositol phosphoceramide synthase complex.
CUUUCUUUUCUCCCUUUCUUUCUCCUUCCUCUUUCUCCUUUUGAAUUGAAUUCACGGUGGCUACAGUGAAAGGAUUAUUGAGUAGAGCAUAGUUGAUACUGCUUUACUAUGUCAAUAUGGGACUAUUCAAGAAUGUCAUUGAACCAGCGUCAAUCGCACUCGCUUUCACAGCCGGAACGCUCAUAAACCGCCGCCGCCUCAAGCCUCAACGAUACCAACGUGAUCUAGAAUCCAUACCUGACUACAUUUCCGCCGAGAAGAAGACUGACGAUGCGUCAUCAGCUUCACAUCGAAAGGGAGGCAGCAGCAAUAAGGGCUCGAAUUCGCUUGUCUUUAGGGUGUUGUCGUGGAUUUAUGGGACGUUUCCGUUUUUGAGCGAGAUAUGGUACUGGUUACUUACAUAUUGGGUAUAUCAGCUUAGUCGCGCUUUUACGGCGCGAGCUAUUGCGCCGUAUCCGCAGAUUUAUCUGGUUGCGAAACAGCAUGCUUUGCAGUUGCUUGCGAUUGAGGAGUUUCUUCAUAUCGACUUUGAGCAGGCCUUUCAGGAGUACAUUCUUACGAAGCACGCUUAUAUCAUGCCUCUCCUGAGACAUAUAUACCAUUCUCACAUCAUCAUUGGCGUCGUCUUCGUUGUAUACAUCUACACUUUCCUGCCGCCUCCACUAUUCAGACGUAUACGUCGAACAAUUGCCAUGGACAAUUUCAUCGCCUUCAUCAUUAUUUCUCUCUGGAGGUGUUAUCCUCCGCGAAUGCUCCCCCCGGAAUACGGCUUCAUAGAUAUCCUUCACGAAGGAAAGACUGGCUCCGUAUGGACUCACAACCGAUUCCGCCUGACAAUUGCCGCGAUGCCAAGCCUACAUUUCGGAACGUCAGUGUUGUUUGCAGUGUGUUUGGCGAGGUUUAGUCCGCAUAUGGUGAUGCGUGUUUUGGCGCCGCUGUGGCCGGUGGCGAUGUUUGUGACGGUUGUUGCGACGGCGAAUCAUUUCGUGCUGGAUAUUGUUGUUGGUGCCAUUAUACCGCUGCUGGGGUGGCGGUGGAAUAGGGCGAUUUUGGUGUUGGAGGGGGUGCAGGAGUGGGUAUUUUCGCCGGUGAUUGAGCGGAUGGAUUGGAGUUUUGGGGGGGAGAGUCGUAGAGAGGUAGAGAGGUGAUGUUUGUACAUGUGUUAUGAGGAAUUGCAUUGGGAUCAUUAUGACCAGGAGUAAUAUUUUAUUGAACGGCUAGGAAUUGUCUAUCAAGCUUACUAUAAUCGCUAUUUGUGGCGCAUGUAGUAAGUCCUUUUCGCAGCCCAGAUUCCUGUAGAUGAAAUGCUGCCAAAGCUUCCAAGCAAUAUAUUCA